Etheostoma cragini (Arkansas darter) is the source of this 1640-nucleotide messenger RNA. It is a transcript of the gene setd6, whose product is annotated as SET domain containing 6, protein lysine methyltransferase. Gene Ontology annotation, biological process: peptidyl-lysine monomethylation. Bases 227 to 1606 code for a protein of 459 amino acids. Gene Ontology annotation, cellular component: nucleus. Gene Ontology annotation, molecular function: protein-lysine N-methyltransferase activity; protein binding. The transcript has 9 exons. NCBI's taxonomy places the organism in Eukaryota, Metazoa, Chordata, Actinopteri, Perciformes, Percidae. The record is from RefSeq and is a predicted model, not a curated record.
AGAGAACGAAGCGAACGGUUGGGCUAACGCUAGCUAUCUAUGUAGCCUCAAUGUGUAGCCUAGAGUCUUUGGCUGCCUGCAAGUCUGCAAGUUGGGUCCAACUUAACCCACGUCUUCUCCACAGUCCGCAUGCUCGAGUUAGCUUUGGGCUAACGUUAGUUAACAGUAGUUACCGGUAACCUGCAUCAGCACCUAUGGUCCUGGGUUUGGAACAACAUUUAUAAAGAUGGCAACCAAAGCGAAACGGCCCAAGGUAGAUGAUGGUUCAGAGAUGAAUCCUCUGCAGAACUUUCUUCAGUGGUGCAACAGAGUGGGCUUGGACCUCAGCAGUAAGGUUUGUGUGAGUAAAGAUGGAACAGUGGCGGAGUAUGGGAUGCUGGCUGUGGACAACAUAGAGGAGGGGGAGGUUUUAUUCACCAUCCCCAGAUCAGCUCUUCUCCAUCAGGAAACAACCAAGGUCUCUGCUCUGCUGGAGAGAGAGAAGCCUUGUCUGGAGAGCUCGUCUGGCUGGGUUCCUCUGCUACUGGCUCUGCUCUAUGAGUAUACCUCUCCACAGUCCCACUGGAAACCUUACCUCUCUCUGUGGACCGAUUUCAAGACACUGGACCACCCCAUGUUCUGGUCUAAAGAGGAGAGAGACAGACUGUUGAGAGGAACAGGUAUUCCAGAAGCUGUGGACACAGAUCUGGCCAACAUCCAGAGGGAAUACUCUGAGGUUGUCCUUCCCUUCAUCAGCAAGCAUCGGGACCUGUGGAACCCCGACACACACACACUGGAGCUGUACACACAGCUGGUGGCCUUUGUCAUGGCCUACAGUUUCCAGGAGCCACAGGAAGAGGAUGACAACGAUGAUGAUGAUGAUGAUGAGGAGGAGGAGAAGGCCCCCAACCCACCGAUGAUGGUUCCCAUGGCUGACAUGCUUAACCAUGUGUCCAAACACAAUGCUAAUCUGGAGUUUACACCGGACAGUUUGAAAAUGGUUUGCGUGCGCCCCAUUUCUAAAGGCGAGGAGGUGUUUAACACCUACGGGCAGAUGGCCAACUGGCAGCUGCUGCAUAUGUAUGGCUUCGCGGAGCCGUAUCCCAGCAACAGCAACGACACCGCUGACAUCCCCAUCACCAACAUCUACAAAGUGGCCACACAAGGUACUGGGUCCGAUCUGGGCCGCCAGCUGCUGGAGCAGCAGUGGGAGAUGCUGUGCCAGAUGAUGCAGGAGAAAGGAGCCAUUGUCUUUGGCAAACAGGGCUGCCUUACAGACACCGAGCUACACACUGUGCUUAAGGUGCUGUGCAUGUCAAAGGAGGAGUUUUCCGAGUUCAAAGAUAAUGAAGGAUGGGAGGAAGAUGAGGAAGACGAGAUUUCCCUCGCUUUCUCCAACGAGGGUCUCCCCGGAUUAAAGGCUUCGUGGAAACGGCUGAUUCAUGAAGCAGCCCGUCUGACCAUGAGGUCUUACGGGGACUGGCCGGAGGGUGUGGACAGCCACCAGGUGCUAAUGGAGGACAAAGCAGCACUUGGAGGACUGAGCAGCAGGCAGCAGAAUGCUCUGCAGGUUCGCUGUGGACAGCAGAGCAUCCUGAACAGACUGAUGGAGCUCACCAAGUCAUGACUUCAGCAGGCCACAGGACCAGCUUGUUUUUUUA